This is a messenger RNA of Elgaria multicarinata webbii, 975 nucleotides long. RefSeq names its product olfactory receptor 5B21-like. The record is from RefSeq and is a predicted model, not a curated record. Gene Ontology annotation, cellular component: membrane. Gene Ontology annotation, molecular function: olfactory receptor activity; odorant binding; G protein-coupled receptor activity. Gene Ontology annotation, biological process: G protein-coupled receptor signaling pathway. The transcript has 2 exons. NCBI's taxonomy places the organism in Eukaryota, Metazoa, Chordata, Lepidosauria, Squamata, Anguidae. Bases 1 to 975 code for a protein of 324 amino acids.
AUGGAGAAAUUAAAUGACACAGAAGUGACAACAUUCAUUAUUGUUGGAUUCCCAGGUACUAGGAACAUACAAAUUUUAUAUUUCAUCACAUUCCUUCUGAUCUAUCUACUUACUCUUUUGGGUAAUAUUAUCCUGCUAGUUACACUAAAGAUGGAGUCAAGUCUCCACACACCUAUGUACUUUUUCCUGAGCAACCUUGCUGUCCUGGAGAUUGGCUACACCUCAGUUACUCUCCCUAAACUUCUAGCAAUAACCUUAGGGGGACCUAAGACUAUUUCUCUUACAGCGUGCUUAGUGCAGUCAUAUUUCUUCUUCUUUCUGGGUUCCACAGAGUGUUUCCUACUUGCUGUUAUGGCUUAUGACCGUUAUCUGGCCAUUUGCAACCCACUGAGAUACCAGACUCUGAUGUGUAACAGAGCAUGUGUUUGCUUGGCUUUAGGUUCCUGGAUGACUGGGUUUCUAAAUCCUUGCCCAUCCACUGUCUUAGUUAGCAGGCUGCAUUUCUGUGGCAGCAUAAUCAACCAUUUCUUCUGUGAUGUCCCACCACUACUCAGUCUCUCAUGCACUAACACCUAUAUCAGCAAAACCAUCAUCUUCAUCAGCUCAGCUGUCAUAGUGUUAGGCACCUUUCUGAUGACAAUGCUUUCUUAUGCCUGUAUCCUGGCUACCCUCUUAAGGAUGUCCUCAAGAAAAGGACAACAGAAGGCCUUUUCCACCUGCACUGCCCACCUGACUGUAGUGUCUCUUUACUAUGGAACGGUGAUCUUCAUAUAUGUGAACCCUGCAGGCAAGCAGUCAAUGGAAAAUAACAAGGUGGUCUCUUUUAUCUACAGUGUGGUAACUCCUAUGCUCAACCCACUCAUCUACAGCUUGAGAAAUGAAGAUGUCAAAAAGUCUUUGAAAAGACUGAUAUUAAGGAAAUUUGCUCUCUUGUUUUGGAAACAUCUUCAGGAACUGGUGGUGAGAUCCAUAUAG